Messenger RNA from Trichomycterus rosablanca, 617 nucleotides. RefSeq names its product replication protein A3 (gene rpa3). Gene Ontology annotation, biological process: nucleotide-excision repair; DNA replication; base-excision repair. Gene Ontology annotation, cellular component: nucleus; DNA replication factor A complex; site of double-strand break. The transcript is spliced from 4 exons. Gene Ontology annotation, molecular function: single-stranded DNA binding; damaged DNA binding. Lineage: Eukaryota; Metazoa; Chordata; Actinopteri; Siluriformes; Trichomycteridae. The coding region runs from base 117 to 485 and encodes 122 amino acids. The record is from RefSeq and is a predicted model, not a curated record.
GUGUAUUUGGCGGGUUCUGUGUGACAUUCGCUGUUUGUUUGCAUCUCUGCAGCUUAAACUUGUACAUUAAUUAUAAUAAAUCAGUCAUUAAAGCGUAAUAAAGCAAUAAAAGCGAAAUGACGGGAGUGUCUGAGUCUCCUAAAGUUCGGAUAAACAGCUCGAUGCUUUCUCAGUAUGUUAGCAGACCUGUGUGUUUCAUAGGGCGUGUGGAGAAGGUUAAUCCGACUGGAAAGUCGUUCACGUUGUCAGAUGGAGAGGGAAAGAUGGCAUCGGUGGAACUCAACGAUCCUCUGGAGGAAGAGUUGAGUGGAAUCGUAGAAGUGGUCGGCAUGGUGUCCAACAAAGGAACCAUCAUGGCUUCAUCGUACACCAUCUUCAGAGACGAGAAAGGAAUCUCGUUCGAUUUGGAGCUGUACAACGAAGGGCUGAAGGUCGUGCAUGAUUUUCCUCAGUGUUACCCGUUCGAAGUUUCAACGAGUGGUUAAACAGCAGCGCCGUGAUCCGUCACUCACUUUCUGUCCCUGAUAGUUUUUUUAUUGUGUUUGUUUUGUUUCAUCCUUCUGUAAAUAACUUGUUCUUGUGGCCUUUUUAGUUAAUAAAAGAAAUAAAAUAAGGUG